UGUGUUUGAUCGAUCUAUUCAUGAAAGAUUACUGUGUUGGAAAUUAGAGCCAUGCUAGUGCACUAACAGCAUUCAAUGAAGAUGUUCCAGCGGCCAUUAAUGGAGAAGUUGAAAGAGACAACGAAGCUCGACAUUUGCCAAAUUAACUACCUCAUCACCUCGUACGUUCGCCGAGGUAACCCUUUCUCUGCAUGGGCCCUCUUUCGUUCUGUGCGUUGCGUGCGCUCCGACGUUGAUGCUUAUACUUUCACCUCUGUCUUGCGUGCUUGUUCUCUUUUAGUUGUCUCUGAAGUUGGGAAACAAGUUCAUGCCCAAAUGAUUAAAACCGGUGCUGAUUCUGGAAUCGUCGCAAAAACCGCGCUUUUGGACAUGUAUUCGAGAUAUGGGUAUUUGGAUGAGUCCUUGAAGGUGUUUGAAGAAAUGGGCCACAAAGAUGUUGUUGCUUGGAAUGCUUUGCUUUCGUGUUUUUUAAGGUGUGAUCUUCCUGUUGAGGCCGUUCGGGUUCUGAGUGUGAUGGGGAGGGAGAAUGUUGAGUUCAGUGAGUUUACCUUGUGUUCUGUGUUGAAAUGUUGUGCUUCUUUGAAGGCAUUGGAGCUUGGGAGGCAGGUUCAUGGUUUGGUGGUGUGUAUGGGGCGUGACUUGGUUGUUUUGAGCACUGCUCUUAUUGAUUUUUAUUCCAGUGUUGGGUGUAUUGAUGAUGCUUUCAGAGUCUUUUAUAGUUUGAAGGGUUGGAAAGAUGAUAUGAUGUAUAAUUCGUUUGUUUCUGGGUGUGUUAGGAAUAGGAGAUACGAUGAGGCAUUCAAAGCUAUGAGCUUGAUGAAGCCUAAUGUUGUUGCACUAACCAGUGCUCUCGUGGGGUGCUCUGAGAAUUUGGAUUUGUGGGUAGGGAAACAGAUACACUGUGUUGCAAUUCGUCAGGGCUUUACUUUCGAGUCCCAACUUUGCAAUGCCUUGUUGGAUAUGUAUGCAAAAUGUGGGAGGAUGUCGCAUGCCCGGUUAUUUUUUGACGGAAUUUGCAAGAAGGAUGUGAUUUCCUGGACUUGUAUGAUUGAUGCCUAUGGAAGAAAUGGGCAAGGGCGUGAAGCUGUUGAGUUGUUUCAGACGAUGAGGGAGGAUGGAAGUAAGGUGUUGCCAAAUUCUGUGACUUUUUUGUCUGUUUUAUCGGCUUGUGGUCACUCUGGACUGGUGGAGGAAGGCAAAAAAUGUUUCAAAUUGUUGAGGGAGAAAUAUGGUCUUGAACCAGAUCCAGAGCACUGUGCUUCUUACAUAGAUAUCUUAGGGCGAGCAGGUAAUAUAGAAGAAGUAUGGUCUACAUACCACAAUAUGAUUGAGCAGGGUACUAGGCCUACUGCAGGAGUAUGGAUAGCAUUGCUGAAUGCUUGCUGUCUUAAUCAGGAUUUUGAAAGAGGUGAAUUUGCUGCAAAGCGUCUCUUGCAGUUGGAACCCAAUAAAGCUAGCAAUAUUGUUCUUGUAUCAAAUUUUUAUGCAGCCAUUGGCAAGUGGGAUUAUGUUGAUGAACUAAGAAGGAUCAUGAGGACAAAAGGGUUGGUAAAGGAAGCUGGGAAUAGCUGGAUCAAUAUUCCAGGCUUCAAUCAACAUGCCAGGUCCCUAUCUGCUUGAUUUUUUGGCUAGAUAACCAGGAAGUGGGGCUUCACUGCUGUUAGGUGAAUUCUGGUUUCCUUGCCAAGCUCAAAGCAUUCAGUAGCUACAUUAACCUGGCAUUCUCUACGUACAAAGCCAGUGUAUAUCUACUCCUCAUUCUUUUAGAUCACAGGGGCUAUGCUGGGACGUUAAGAAGGCAAUAGGUAACAGUCAGAAUUGAAGAAUAUUAGAUCCAAUUGCCCUAAUUGGUCUUGGAAUAAGACCUGAAUCAAAAUAGAAACUAAACUACACAGAUGUUUCUUAACCAAUUUCUGGAAGGGAGCUUGUAAGGUUUUGCAGUUAUUGGGCACUCAUUGUUUCAUUGUCUUGAUGAAUUGUUUGCCUUAGGAAUUGGCAGAAGAGGCAUCUAAAAUUGCUUCCAAGUAUAGCUGUAAUUUUACAGCUACAAAAUCAAAUGAAGAGCAAUACAUUAAGCAAUUGAAACAGGAGCCUCCGCAAUUAGCUGAAAAAAUGUUUGACUUUUGACAGUGUUCUUUUGGGGUCUUUGCAACAUGCAGAUCCGUGACUAGGAUGUGGUUACAUCACAAGGGGAAAAACUAGCAAGAAAUAACCUUAUUUGUGUAAGCAUCAAGAA
Molecule: messenger RNA, 2236 nt
Organism: Abrus precatorius (Indian licorice)
Lineage: Eukaryota; Viridiplantae; Streptophyta; Magnoliopsida; Fabales; Fabaceae
Product: pentatricopeptide repeat-containing protein At5g66500, mitochondrial
Exons: 4
Coding region: 76-1620 (514 amino acids)
Biological process (GO): RNA modification
Molecular function (GO): RNA binding; protein binding
Source: RefSeq, a predicted model, not a curated record